This is a messenger RNA of Fundulus heteroclitus (mummichog), 3570 nucleotides long. RefSeq names its product amyloid-beta A4 precursor protein-binding family B member 2 (gene apbb2a). The coding region runs from base 167 to 2959 and encodes 930 amino acids. Gene Ontology annotation, cellular component: cytoplasm; nucleus. Gene Ontology annotation, biological process: regulation of DNA-templated transcription. Lineage: Eukaryota; Metazoa; Chordata; Actinopteri; Cyprinodontiformes; Fundulidae. The transcript is spliced from 15 exons. Gene Ontology annotation, molecular function: amyloid-beta binding; transcription factor binding. The record is from RefSeq and is a predicted model, not a curated record.
GAUCUGAUGCGGGCGGCCCGGCUCAGAGCUACGGGCACUUAAAGGCAGCGCUUGACUCCCGCCGUGCUCACUACUUUGUGCCUCGUCGUCGCGGGAAAGGGAAGGGAAGGGAGGCGCGGACAGCUGAGCGAAGCGCUCCAUCCUUGCUGUAUAUUUCUGUUCAGACAUGUCUGUACAAACCCCUCCCCUCUCACGUUCUGGCUCCUCCCCCUCCACUGGGGGUCUGGCAAAUCGCAGUGCACCCUCAGCCGCCCCUCCCACCUCUCUUAGUCUUCGCUCAUCCUACAACCAGCUGCUUGGUCGCGACGUCAUCAAGGAGUCGAUGGAAACCGGGAGCUCGGCCACUUUGCCCAAGAGCCGUCAGAGGUACGCAAUGACCAGUGUCCGCAGUGCCAUGGGCAUAAGUGACAACCUGGCGUUGUCCUCUAAGUACCAAUCUGUAACCAGAGGAAGAGGGCUCCCAACAAAGUCCUCAUCCAGUUCAGCCCUCUACUCCUCUUCCUCUUCAUCCUCCUCCUCCUUCUUUAACACAACUAACCCCAAACUAGCCAAGAAUGGAGCCAACAUGCAGAGGCGAGCCGAGAGCCAGCAGCUACAGCUGAGCAGGGCCAAUACCGUGGACAAAAUUCACAACGAUCUCUUCAAUAAUCCUACGUCAGAGUGGCUAGAGUUCGGAAAAGACAACUCACAGCUCCCUCCGUUUCGUAGAAGAACCAAAAGCUUUUUGGAGUACCAUGGCAAAUGCUGGGAUCUGGACCCCAGUUGGGAAAACAAAGAGGGCAAAGAGGAGGAGAAGCAGCCGCCUUCCUCGGAAAAGGAACAGGACUGCCCUGCCAAAGAAAGAGACAGUCAGAAGGAGGAGAAGACCUGCAGCAAGCAAAACUCUCACGAGGAAAAGGAUAACGUGGAGCCUGUGGUGGAGGAAGAUGAGGAGGAAGACGAGCCCACGCCAACACCAAGACAACCCCUGCUGCCAGUGGUGGUGGAAGCGCCUCUUUCCUCCACCUCCUCGUCUUCGGCAAACAGUCCAGAGUGGGUGCCAGAAAACCUCAACCACCCCCAGGGUCAAGUCCCAGCACCGAUCCGAGACGAGCUAUGUCCCCAGGUCCAAGCUAGUCCACGUAGUCCUGCUAAGCCACCUCGGAGCUCUCAGCCGCGGGUGAUCAAAGUGGAGCUUCACCCCAACAACGAGAACCAGUUUUUGCAACAAUACCCAACGUUUUCCCCCAAACAGGCCAGAGCUGCGGAAAGAUACACCCCUAGCAAGAAUUGGACAUCUCCUCCCCUGCAGGAACCCGAGCCACAAACGGGCCUACCUAAAGUUGGCCUAAAAAUGGAUAUGACUCCUGACACACCAUCCGAGGAUGAAGACUCCAGCUGGACCACCCUGUCUCAAGAGUCACCCUCUCCGCAGAGUCCAAAAGAGACAGCAGAUGUAUGGGCUGAAGGCGAUCUUCCGCCAGGCUGGCGGGAGAUUUCAGACACAUCCGAAGUCUAUUUCUGGCAUGUUCCCACUGGCACUACACAGUAUGACCGACCCAUUGCCUCUGGAAACCAAGAGAGCGCUUCUAGCAAAGAGCCAGAUGCUGAGCAUGACCCACAAAAAGAAACACAGGACUCCCUCAAGCUACCAAAUGAGCGCCCCAGCAGUUUGAUAUCCGACAGCUCGGUAGAGCCAGUCCCCUCCCCGUCUGGUUCCUCGCCCUCCUCUUCCUCCUCCACGCCCUCCAAAGUCACCUCCUCUCCCACUCCAGUUCUCAGCCCCACCACUUCCGCAGCAAAAGAGCUGAAGGACUAUCCAGUUUAUCCAGAUCCCAGUCUUAAAGCAUUUGAAGGAGCUACCCUCCGCUAUGCCUCUCUUAAGCUCAACCCUCCAGCUCAGCUUGAGACGGUGGACCUCAACAACUCGUUCUCUGAUCCAGAGGCAAUGUCGUUUCCAGUGCGAUCGCUGGGCUGGGUGGAGAUGGCGGAACAGGACCUGUGUGAGGGGAGGAGCAGCGUGGCUGUCCACCACUGCAUCAGACAGCUGUCCUACUGCAGGAGGGAUAUUAGAGACUCAGCUGGCGUCUGGGGAGAGGGAAAAGGCAUGCUGUUAGUGCUUCAAGACCGCAUGUUAACGCUGGUUGACCCAGAUGAUCGCAGCUUGCUCCACUCUCAGCCAAUCAGCAGCAUCCGUGUCUGGGGCGUCGGACGAGAUCAUGACAGAGAAAGGGACUUUGCCUAUGUGGCCAGAGACAAAAACACGCGGGUGUUGAAGUGCCACGUGUUUCGAUGUGAUACCCCGGCAGCAGCCAUCGCCACGAGUCUCCACGAAAUCUGCUCCAAGAUUAUGGCUGAAAGAAAAAGUGCUAAGGCUGCAGCUGGCAGCUCCUCCCAGAAUGGCUCUGAUGUGCCCCUGCAAGAGUUCCCCAUGCCAAAGACUGAACUGGUGCAGAAAUUCCACGUGUUCUAUCUGGGGGUCACCUAUGUGUCUCGCCCAAUAGGUAUGGACAUUAUUAACGGAGCCAUAGAAAACCUCCUGUCAUCCACAGGCAAAGAAGAAUGGACCCCUGUCAUCCUAAGUAUUGCUGACACCACUGUGGCUGUCAUCAAAGAGAAGGAGGAAGAGGAGGAGGUGCUGGUGGAGUGCCGUGUGCGGUUCCUGUCCUUCAUGGGCGUGGGACGGGAUGUGCACACGUUCGCCUUCAUCAUGGACACAGGGAACCAGCACUUCCAGUGUCACGUCUUCUGGUGCGACCCGAACGCGGGCUGCGUGUCUGAGGCGGUGCAGGCCGCUUGCGUGCUCCGGUACCAGAAGUGUCUGGUGGCACGGCCGCCCUCUCAGCGCGCCGGCUCGUCCUCGUCUCCCUCGUCGGACUCGGUGACGCGCCGCGUGACCACCAGUGUUAAACGCAGCGUCCAGUCUCUCAUAGACACUCUGAAACCCAAGAAACAGCCGUCGGAACUGCCCCAGCAAUGACCGUCGCUUCUCACCGCAUUGCACCCCACCCCAGCCUGGAUGCCACUCUCACAGUCACCACAAGGACACUUAAGUCAGUACCAGACGUUGUAAGACAUGAUGUACAUACAGUAUAUACCAACUAUGCCAGCGGGUGAAGGAGAGCAUAUUUAAAAUAAAAACAUACGUUGUCGAUGCGUGAUGGAGCCGGAAAGCUCACACAGCUGUAAGAGUGUUGAUCUCUGAGCGGCGUUUGUCCCAGGGAAAAAAAAAAUCUCCUGUUUGUGGAUAUAUUCACUUGAAGGAUAACUUGAACUUUCGCUCAGCAGAGAGGAUGACCCAGGCAGAAAAUAUCCCAUUUCUACUCAGAGACUGCUUACGGAGCAACUCAUUGGUAUUCGUUUUUUUUUUUUGGUUCUUCUCAUCUCUGUCCUAUUCUAAACUUCUUGACUUGGAUGAGCAACACUAGCCUUCAAGGACAAAAAAAAAAAAAAAAGGGGAGGGGCUGGCGUUGUCUUGCUUUUGUCACAAAAGAUUUCAACGUGGAAGACAAAAUCAGCCAAGAUCAAGCAGACGGAGCCUUUCAUCAGCCCACAGCAGCCCACCAAAUGGUAUAAAACAUGUCCGACAGA